Molecule: messenger RNA, 554 nt
Organism: Lasiosphaeria miniovina
Lineage: Eukaryota; Fungi; Ascomycota; Sordariomycetes; Sordariales; Lasiosphaeriaceae
Exons: 2
Coding region: 99-434 (111 amino acids)
Source: RefSeq, a predicted model, not a curated record
GCCGAGUCUUGACUCGGCGCCCCCGACAUUCAGAGUCAACACAAUGAUCACCGCCACCGCAUAGAACAAGAGGAACCUAGCCUCCUCGACAGCUUAUCAUGUUCCUGUCAUUGGACCGUAUCAUUCACUGGCAAACACCACCUCUCCGAAUCCCGCCGAAGCAGCCUCGUCGUUCGACUUCAACUCCCCGCUUAAGCAUCCCAAUCACCCCCACGACCGUGGCCUCGCACUCUCCUACGUCCAACAUCCAAACACCGCCACGAGCAUCGCCGUCCUCUGGUUUGCCGCCGCUGGCCUGCGACCAUUGCCACAUCCCCGCGACUGAUGUGGCAUUCUUGGUGUAUGUAACACCGUCCCUUGCUUCAUUUGGUAUGGUUCAGCCGUAUCCUGUUCAGCCCGAGGGGGAGCUGUGCAAUUCGCGUCAUGAUGGAUGAUCACUCGUCAACCGUUGAAAUGUCUGGACAAUCGCCGUUUUCGCUAGGGGCCGCGAAGGCUGCGCAAGACGGCCGCGCCGACACCGAACCAACACUUGGAGUUGUGGGCAGGGAAAGGAA